GGUUUUCUCUCCAGCUUGGGCUCCGACCGACGACACUCGCUGCCUGCGUGCUGACUCUACACGCCCGCAUCCGGUGUUCCAGACCAGGGAUCCUCCAAGUCUUUGAAAGUCUACAAUUAUACGUGUCCUGAUAGUUCGCAAUCAUGUUACUAAUCAGUACAACCGCGAUUUUCGCGGUUCUCUUCGUCUGCGACGCGGUUCCGACACCGACAAACAAAGAUGGUGGUCCAAUUGGUGAAUUGCCUGAAAAUUGGGAUCAAACCAAAGAUGACACGCAAUCCCUGUUCCUGAAUAAGAGCGACAAGAAUGAUCUGGAACCCUAUCCGUUAGCCCUCAGCGAAGAAGUUACCUACCGUCUUGCAGGCAACUCGGAAGGCUUUGAGCAAGGAGUGGAUCAGCGCUUUGACGCGCCCCAGUCAACUGGAGAGUUGGAUAAUCUCAUCAUGAGACCCGAAUUGUAUGGCGAGCCCCCGGCAAUGGAGGGCUUGUCGCCCGGCUACGAAUCGCGACGACGCAAACGCGGCAGCGGCACCAAAGUGGGUGGGGCCGGUGCUGCUACCAAAGUGGCUACGAAGAAUGGUUCUGGCAAGAAGAACCUAAAGCCUGAAGAUCAUGAGGCGCUCUCCCCGGUAGAAGCAGCUUCUCCCGAGCACGACGCCGCUCAUCGCCGCAAGCGAGGAAGUGGAAGUAAAGUCAGUGGAGCUGCCGCUUCUGCUAAAACUGCUACUAAGAACUCGGGUGGAAACAAGAAGAACUUCAGGCCUCUAUCGGAACGCCGUAAACGCGACUCUGGUCUUAGCGCUGCUGAUGUCCGCGCUCUCCUGAACCUGUGGGAAGCCCAGGAGCGUAGGAAGCAAGAGUACAACAACCAGUGGGCUGCUGAUCACUACUAUGGCCGCAUGAACGGAGCCGACGAGGAUCAACCUGAAGUUGACGAGAAUGGAGACAUCUGGUACAACGAGCCUGUAGUCAUCGGGCCGCGUGAACGUGACUACCCUCACCACUCUUACUUCUCGGAGCAGAAUCGCAUGGCUUUAGCUCGCGGCUACCCUGACAUGUACCAAGUCGACCCCAAUGAAUUGGCUCAGAGGUAUGAAGAGGCUCGUCGCAAGAGGCAAUACGCUAACAAGGUGAAGAGAUUCAUGGUCGCCAGGAAACGCUCUGAUGGAAUGGCCCAUCAGAACAAUUACAGGCCUAGGGAUGACUUGUACACGCUGGCCGAGCUUCUGCGCUCCGCGCCGCGAGUACAAGAGCAGGACAUUCCAGUGUAUCGGCGACUGAUACUGUAAACCAGUCACUUGAAUAGAGGCGUCCGUUCGCCACAUCCUGCGCGUUAUUACGCUAUCAAGUAACAAUGGCUCUACACCAAUAAAGAACUGAAUAAAGCUAAAACGUAGCAGGAUCACAGUCGGAUGGACGUCCAUCGUGGCCAAAUUUGGGGUGGAAGAUUGUCGCGCAUUUAAUUCGCAGUUUAUAGCGGAUACCUACCAGAUUAGAAAUUAUAGGACAAUUAGUAUAAGUUCCGCCAUCUAAACCAUUUUUCGUCUAUACCCUUCAUACCUUUUUGGAGAGGCCUAAAUGAAGAUAACCAUCGAUGGAAACCGAGAUGAAACGAU
This is a messenger RNA of Ostrinia furnacalis (Asian corn borer), 1616 nucleotides long. It is a transcript of the gene K5, whose product is annotated as putative neuropeptide precursor protein. The transcript has 5 exons. Bases 144 to 1289 code for a protein of 381 amino acids. NCBI's taxonomy places the organism in Eukaryota, Metazoa, Arthropoda, Insecta, Lepidoptera, Crambidae. The record is from RefSeq and is a predicted model, not a curated record.